This is a messenger RNA of Scomber japonicus (chub mackerel), 1964 nucleotides long. RefSeq names its product tripartite motif-containing protein 16-like. The transcript has 2 exons. The record is from RefSeq and is a predicted model, not a curated record. The coding region runs from base 221 to 1921 and encodes 566 amino acids. Lineage: Eukaryota; Metazoa; Chordata; Actinopteri; Scombriformes; Scombridae. Gene Ontology annotation, molecular function: protein binding; zinc ion binding.
UUCUAGUUUUCACUCUCUAGUAAACUGCUCCGUGACAUAGCGAGUGAGGCGAUGUGCGUCAGUAAUAACCAUCCGUGUAAAACACAAGCAGAGCAGGUCAUAUGAACGAGUGAAAUUAAUUAAAUGAAGCUUUAAUUCGUGAAAAACUGCCUCGAUCAUUUUUUGUAAUCGAAUCAUUCAAAUAAUUGGAGUAAUCGUUUCAGCCCUAAAUGUUAGUUUCAUGUUUGUAUUGAUGUAUUUGUGUCUAGCUGAAAUGGCGCAGAGAGAUCAGCUGGACCGAGAAACACUCUGCUGUUCCAUCUGUCUGGAUCUACUGAAGGAUCCGGUGAGUCUUCCCUGUGGCCACAGCUACUGUAUGAGCUGUAUUAAAGGAUUCUGGGAUGGAGAGGAUCAGAGGAAGAUCUACAGCUGCCCUCAGUGCAGAGAGGCCUUCACACCGAGGCCUGUCCUGAAGAAAAACACCAUGUUAGCAGCUUUAGUGGAGCAGCUGAAGAAGACUGGACUCCAAGCUGCUCCUGCUGAUCACUGCUAUGCUGGACCUGAAGAUGUGGCUUGUGAUGUCUGCACUGGGAGGAAGCUGAAAGCCUUCAAGUCCUGUCUGCAGUGUCUGGUCUCUUACUGUGAGAAUCACCUCCAGCCUCAUUACACUGUUGGUCAAUUUAAGAAACACAAGUUGGUGGAGCCCUCGGAGAAGCUCCAGGAGAACAUCUGCUCUCGUCAUGAUAAGGUGAUGGAGAUAUUCUGCCGUACAGAUAAGAAGUGUAUCUGUUAUCUGUGCACUAUGGAGGAUCAUAAAGGCCACGACACAGUCCCAGCUGCAGCAGAAAGGACUGAGAGGCAGAGAGAGCUCGAGGUGAGUCGACUAAACAUCCAGCAGAGAAUCCAGGACAGAGAGAAAGAUGUGAAGCUGCUUCAACAGGAGGUGGAGGCCGUCAGUCGCUCUGCUGAUAAAGCAGUGGAGGACAGUGAGAAGAUCUUCACUCAGCUGAUCCGUCUCCUCCAGAAAAGAAGCUCUGAUGUGAAGCAGCAGAUCAGAUCCCAGCAGGAAACUGAAGUGAGUGGAGUCAAAGAGCUUCAGGAGAAGCUGCAGCAGGAGAUCACUGAGCUGAAGAGGAAAGACGCUGAACUGAAGCAGCUCUCACACACAGAGGAUCACAACCAGUUUCUACACAACUACCCCUCAGUGUCACAACUCAGUGAACCUACAGACUCAUCCAGCAUCAAUAUCCGUCCUCUGAGAUACUUUGAGGAUGUGACAGCAGCUGUGUCAGAGCUCAGAGAUAAACUACAGGACAUCCUGAGGGACAAUUGGACAAACAUCUCACUGGCAGUGACUGAAGUGGACGUUUUACUGUCAGAACCAGAACCAGAACCCAAGACAAGAGCUGGGUUCUUAACAUAUUCACAUGAAAUCACUCUGGAUCCAAACACAGCAAACACAUAUCUGUUAUUAUCUGAGGGGAACAGAAAAGUAGAAUUUAUGAGUCAACAACAGUCUUAUUCUAGUCACACAGACAGAUUCACUGAUAAGUGUCAGGUCCUGAGUAGAGAGAGUCUGACUGGACGUUGUUACUGGGAGGUGGAGAAGAGAGGAGGGAUGUGGGGAGUUUAUGUAGCAGUCGCAUACAAGAAUAUCAGCAGAGCAGGAAAUGAAUCUCUAUUUGGACGUAAUGACAAAUCUUGGUCUUUAACUUGUGGCACUAACAGUUAUGAAUUUAACUUCAACAAGAUUAAAACUCCCGUCUCAGGUCCUAUUUCCUCCAGAGUCGGAGUGUACCUGGAUCACAGAGCAGGUAUUCUGUCCUUCUACAACGUCUCUGAAACCAUGACUCUCCUCCACAGAGUCCAGACCACAUUCACUCAGCCUCUCUAUGCUGGACUUUGGGUUUUAGACACAGCUGAGUUGUGUAAAGUGAAAUAGACAGAAGUCAUUUCAGACUUCAUGUGUCAGAUGUUGUAAUUCU